GGCAAGAAAAUUCUUGUAUAUAUUUUCAAAAAAUGAGUAAAAAUCUUCCAAAAAAAUCCUAAAAAUAUCUAAAGUGAUUCCAUAUAUAUCAGUAAAACUUCUAAUAUUCUCUUAAGAACAUUCACAUAAAAAAGGUUCCCAUGGUUCGUUUAUCUUCCAGACAACAACACGCACUUUGGCCUCAAAUCGUUUGCGUAUUAAAUAAAUCCCAUUAUCUGCCGUGUUUUAAUCAGUGGGAGCCUCUGACAGUGGCACCAGGCUUCCUCCACCCCGCCCCCAAACCAAACUAAGAUGUGCGUCUCCUCCUCCUCCUCCUGCUGCUGCUGCUGCUUUGACUACAUGCUUUCCUGCCAGCCGGAGCGAUCUUGACGCAGGAGACGCACACCGGCAGCUGCGGCCUCCGGAUAUCUGAAAAAGUCAAGUUUGGACGAUUUAAAGAGUUAAUAUGCUGCAUAAAUCGAGUCCGAUGGCGCAAUGGAUGAUACUUUUGUUCUCUCUUUUCGGAGUUCUGCAUGGAGACGAAUCUAUGCCUACUUCUAUACAAAGGUGCUGUCAGAAUGGGAGGGCCCGAGCAAUGGAUGGACAUGACUGCACUAUCCUCCCAUUCGUCCCCACCCACAUGUGCAGCGUUGUCCAGGAACAAUGCUGUCGAUCAGCCAUAAUAGACGAACUCUGCUGCAACGGCAUCAAGAUGGCCAGACAGCAGGGAGCCUGUGAGAGGCCUUUCUUCCAUGGAGAGCCCUGGGAAACUAAAAUAUCAAAGAUGUGCUGCGACUGCUGUGAACUCGGUCUGACGGCAGCCCGUCGGGGUUUGAGCUGCGAGCUUCCCGGUCUGCUGCUGCCUCGUCAGUGCAGCUACGCGGCCAAAACCUGCUGCGGCAACAACACGACAGAGGAGAGCAACCUGACUGCUGCAGCACCAGAAAAGCCUGAAGUUGUUACGACGAAGCCUCCAGACGGAUCAAACACCUGCAAAAACUCCAACUGCUCCCAGUUGUGUCUCGGUGACGGUAAAUGUGGCUGCUAUGACGGUUUUCAGCUGCGACGGGACGGAGUCAGCUGUGAGGACGUUAAUGAGUGUCUGACCAACAGUCACAACUGCAUCUUUGGUCAAGUUUGCAUUAACACUGAAGGCUCUUUUCGGUGUCAGAGGGAAACCAGCUGUGGAACUGGAUAUGAACUGACAGACGACAACAUCUGCCGAGACAUUGAUGAAUGUGACUUGGGGACCCAUAACUGUGGACCAGACUUCAUUUGCAUCAACACCGAAGGUUCGUUCCGCUGCAGACCGAAGGACAAAUGCGGAGACGGUUACAUUCAGGACGCCAUCGGCAGCUGUAUCGACAUCAAUGAGUGUGUGGUCCACCACAACCCCUGCCUGCCUGGACAGACCUGCAUCAACACGGUGGGAUCCUACACCUGCCGCAGCAACACGAUCACCUGCGGACGAGGAUAUCACCUGACUGAGGACGGCAGCCGCUGCGAAGAUGUGGAUGAGUGUCGUAGAGGCAACGUCUGUGGCGUCCACGGCUGCGUCAACCUGCUGGGAUCGUAUCGCUGCGAGUGCAAAGCUGGCUUCAACUUCAACAGCAUCACCAAGUUGUGUGAAGAUAUCAAUGAGUGCAUGCAUUAUCCUGGACGACUUUGUGCCCACAAGUGUGAGAACAUGGAGGGAUCAUACAAAUGCAGUUGCACAUCUGGAUUCAAACUGGGCUACGAUGGCAGAAGCUGUGAAGAUGUCAACGAGUGCGAGGCCAAACCUUGCAGCCAGGAGUGCGCUAACGUCUACGGUUCCUACCAGUGCUACUGUCGCCGUGGUUACCAGCUGAGUGACAUCGAUGGGAACACUUGUGAAGAUAUCGAUGAGUGUGCUACUGGAGGUCACGGCUGUUCCUACCACUGCUUCAACACUCCAGGAAGCUUCAACUGUACCUGCCCACCCAGCGGCUACACGCUGGCCAAUGACUGGCAAACAUGUCAAGACAUUGAUGAAUGCGCUGCAGGAACUCACACCUGUUCAGUCUCUCAGAGCUGCUUUAACGUCCUGGGAGGUUACCGCUGUCUGGCCUUUGAAUGUCCUCCAAACUUCCGGCAAGCAGCGACGGGCCGUUGCGAACGCGUAACUUGCGAGUUGACGCGGGAUCCUGCGUCGUGUUUCUUGCUGCCGUUGAGAAUCUCCUUCUACAACUUCAGCUUCCCCACCAACACACCCGUGCCGGCCGAUGUUUUCCGCAUGGGACCCUCCAAUUCUGUCCCCGGGGACCAAAUGCGACUCGAUAUCGUAUCCGGAGACGAGGACGGAUACUUCACGGUGCAGCAGCAGGCUCACGGAGGGGUGGUCUCUCUAAGGAGGGUCUUAACCGAACCGAGGGACUUUUUUCUGACCCUGGAGAUGAGGCUGAUUCGAUACGGGACGACGCAUCUGUACACGGCCAAGAUCGCUGUGUUUGUCACUCAUGAGCAGAUAAUACGACCCUCAAGAACAUUCCCAUACUAGAAAUAUGUGAUGAAAAACAUAGGAAUAGUGACUGUUGUGAGGGAAGAUCACAGCUACAGCUUUGCAUCUACUUGUUAAUAUGGUAACAAUAAAUCUAUAACUCUUGCUGAGUGCAGGAAAACACUACAGCAGUCUGUUUUUUGCUGGAUUUUGGAGGGUUUUUUGCAUUAACUUGGGAUUGUCCCUUAUUAUUCAUUAAGGAUCUGAGCUGUAGAUAGAAAUCCAGAGUCAUGUGAUUAAAAAUACUCAGUUAUUUACUGUUUACUGUGAUAUAUGUGGUGAAAGCAUUCAAAAACACUGCUUUGAAAGACAUUUUGGACAUUUAUUGACUUUCUUGCUGAGGGUUAAGUGAGAAGAUCGACUCCCAUUUCAUGUCUGUACAAUAAAUAUGCAGCUAGAACCAGUAGCUUUUACACAAUGGAGAAUAUAGGAAGCUUUUAGGAACUAACAUAUUGUUAAAGAUCUAAUUUUACUGGCUUUUUACAAACAACAAAGUGCGGUCAAGUCGAUAGUUCAGAUGUCAAUGAGUUGCUUCAGUAAAAUGAUCCAAUAUCUCACCAAAAUAAAACCAUUAGAAAAAAAAAUUAUAUUAUUAGAUGAGAUCAUUAUUAGUGAUGAAAGGAAAUAGUUUGAACAUUUGGGAGAAAAUCACAGCUGCAGCUUUUAAUCUGUCAUUUAUACAGGUAGUAUCAGUCUGUAACUCUUGCUGAGUGCAAGAAUUCACUACAGCACUCUGGAUUUUGGAGGGUUUUUGCAUUAGCUUGGGAUUGUCCCUCAUUUUUCAUUCAGGAUCUGAGCUGUAGAUAGAAAUCCAGAGUCCUGUGAUUAAAAAGACUCUGUCAUUCCCACAUUUAAACCUAUUUACUCUCAUAUAUGUGGUAAAAACAUUCCAAAAAUAUUCAUUUAAACAACUGUCUCAACAUUUAUUGACUUUCUUGCUCAGAGUUAAAUGAGAAGAUGAACACCCAUCUCAUGUCUGUACACUAAAUAUGCAACUUUUACACAAUGGUUCAGAUAAGAACCUUUUAGGAUGGAACAUAUUGUUAAAGAUCCCAACUUCCUGGCUUCUUCUCCAUCAUAUUUUAGUUGCCUGUGAAUUGCUAAACGCUCCACCAAAUCAAGGUUUGUCGUUUGGUUUUGGUAAAAUGAUCCAAUAUCUCACUAAAGAUCAAACAUUUCACAAAAAGUCCAAAAACUAAAAACAGAUUUGUGCAUCAAAGCUUUGUUUUUCAUUUGCUCCCCUCCAAUUAAUCCCAUUUAUUAUGCUCAUGACCUCUUAGAUUUAUCUGCUGUCUGCAUAUAAAGCUGAUGCACCAGUAUUAAUGAUCCAUGAUCUCAUAGUAUAUAAUAAUAUAUAAUUUGAGGGGGGCUAAACCAGGACUUUUACUUUAAAACCUGCUUGCUCAUGCAGGAAACUUUUACUUUUACGUUUCCUUUUACUUAACUGAAGAAUCCAAAUUAAUUUUCAAUCACUACCUUCCACAUAACCACCUAAAUUCUUACAUAUUUAAUUAAAAAACACCUUUUGAUCAGAGCUGCUGGUUGUGGCUUUGUAUUUAACUUUCAGCGUUACAGAAAGAUAAAGCUGUUUUUCCUUUUAAUCUCAGCAAGAAAGCAGAUAAAUGUCAAACUCUUCCCUUAAGAUGGAGCAAAAUCUUUCAUUUUGAAGCAAAUGAUUUGUUGCUAAACCAAAAACCCAAACUACUAAUUGCAUUUGUUUGUAAUGGGCUUUGGCGCUGCAUUUCCACUGAGAGGUACCAAAAUCAAGUUUUAUUGUAUGUCAGCUGCCUUGUUUAAUGGGUUGUCUGAGAUUUAACGUGGCAUUAAAUGUGGAAACAUUGUGCAAAAUACCACUAGAUGGGGCUUGUUAGUUGCUGAGGACGUCCACACUUUGUCAAUAUUGUUCAUGCGCAUCGACGGCAGCUCAUCUUACCUCACAUCUGUGUGGCAGCUUUUCUUCAUGUACUGCUUGAAAUUUAAAAAAUGACAGAUAAAAAUGGCUUUUCUCUGUAAUAUCUGCACACACACACACACACCGGCUUUGGUUUCUGCGACUACUCUCCUGCUUCCUCUGCUGUGGUCAUUUCUAAUGCUGAAACCAAUUUUUCCAACGUUCGCUUCCAAGCGGCUUCACCAACGGAUCAAACAGGCCCUCGCCUUCAGCGGCCUGCAAGAAAAAUAAGCGUGGCACUUAUUUAUGGGCACCUGGGGUCCCGCCAAGAACCGGGGGCUCAAUUAGUGGUGGAGUGAGAUUUUAACUCGCAUGAUGGAUGGUGUUUUAGUGUUGGUAUUGGGUGGUUAUCAGUUAAUUUGCUGUAAAUGAUACCAAAAAAGCCAGUAGCUGUGUUGGUCAGCUGGAUAAAUGCAACCAGACAAAUUUUCCACUGUUUCACUUUCCUCCUGGUGGUUUUUGAGGGUUUGGUGCACAUAAAGCUAAUUGAAAACCCAAAGAUAUGAAAUAUAUGUCAGAAUCAUUCCUCUCGAUCUUUGAAAUAUGGAACCAAAAUGCUGAGGUAAUUGUUUUGUACAUGUAAAAUUAGUUACGAAAGUAGUAGUAACUGUAGCUGUUCUCAGUUUCAGUGGCUGGAUCUGUCAGUUUUUUUCCGUCUUCUACAAUAAAUGAGAGAUGACAUUCAUUCUUGCAUGCCCUCUUCUGGUUUUCUUACCAGCCUGUUUUUCCUUGGUGGCGUUGCGCUGGUGUGGAAUACCACACAAUCAUCCCCGCGGUUUGGCCUCGCGCUCGCCGAACAACUUGGACUCACCUGCUUGCUGCUAAUUACAUGGCUCAGCUCCCUCUGCAGUUUUUGAGGUUGCGUUUGAAAGCACCACUGUCCUCACGUUGGGGGAAGCCUCGCAAAAACACGAUUCCGGGGUUUGGAAUCGGAGGUUUUGGCCUCUUUUUAUGGCUCGGUUAACCAUAGAGGUCUAUGGGACUAUUCAGGUGUUGCCAGGUUCUCCUCGCUCGAGUCGCUUCGGUCAAAGCCGCUUCCUAUGAACACUGUAGUGUACUCUAUAGAUUGAAAUGGUAAUAAAUCCGCGCUUUAGAUCCAUGAUGCCAGUUCAAACAAAUCUGCUACUCAAACUUCAUACCAUCUCAUAAGGACAUAAAGGCCUGUAAUUUGCUUCUUUUAAAUUCAACUACAACUAAAGUCCAGCCCUAAACACCUCAGAAAUAUACUAUCUAACCAUAAACCCUCUAAAAAAUAAUGUUUCGGCUCAACAGCCAAUCUUUUUGAGUUAAGAUAACUGAGCAAAAUAAGUCUGACCAACAAAUUAGAAUUAGCUUUUAUGUGUCAAAAGUAUUUUUAAUUACUUAUGAUUUAAUGAUUAGUAGCAUAAAUACAAGUUUUUAAGUUGAUUACUCAUAAAAUUAAGUUGUUCCACCUGGUAUUCCCACAUAUUUAGAAAGAUUUUUGGUGCUAUAUGCUUAAUUGGCAAGUUUUUGAGUUGACAAAUUUUUAAAAAAUUAGGCUGCUCCACUGUUAAGUAGAAGGGGACUUGAAAUCUUUACCUCAAGGUAAAGAAAAAUUCAGUCAACAAGCUAAUUUUAGUCUUCUCAACUUACAUUUAGUGUUAAAUUAACUAGCAUAGAAAUUUGAGUUUAAAUUACAUGUUAUGUUGACGCAAUUACCAACACUAUUAUGUCAACACAACUUGUCAAAGUAAUGUUUCCAGCUUAAAUAGAUUAUCUAAAGCAAUGAAUUAGAUGUUUAAUCAUGCAUUUAAUCAAGUGGCAGGAAUAGGUCUUUUGAAUGACUUUCUAGUAUCAGUCGAGUCAGAUGUCCACCCUCCCUGAGCCUGGUUCUGCCAGAGGUUUCUUCCUCUCAGAAGUUCUUUUUUUCUUCCCACCGACACCAAAAAGCUGCUCUUAAACAGAAUCGUUAAGACUUGAUACAUGUCCCUCUAUAGCAAAAUUGUGUCAGGAUUUCACCUCAUAAUGUAAUGUGCUGUAGCAUAUGUUGUGAAUUGGAUCUAGAUGAAUAAAAUUGAAUUGACUGAAUGCAUUGGUCUUCUCUUUGACAUACUCUCCUCUUUUUUUCUACCCAUUUUCCUUCUAUCUUUCUCUUCCUUGUCCAUAUCCGUACUUGUGAAAGGUAUACAUUUGAAUUUGAGAGUCCCUCAAAAAGUUCUUGGACUCAACAGAAACUUCACAGUAGAAACACUGUUCAUGUAUUAUUUCUCAACAUGGUCUCCUUUAACGUCAAUGCACUUUGUCCACCAAUCUUCACAAAGCGAGGUCACACCUUGAGCCUUCAGAUUCCCCUCAACAGCAUGCAUGGCCUCAUCAUCUAUUUGAAAAUAGCGACUGAGCAACUAGAAUUGCAGUUUUGGAAACAGAUAGAAGUCAGACAGUGCAGUUUAGGUGAGUAAGGUGAAUGGUGAAAGUGCCACAGUAUUGUGUGGACGGACACAUUGUUCUGGAGCAACAGCAGCCACCUCCAAGCUUUUUCUCGCCUUUAUUCUUUGAUUGCUUCAAACAUUUAAGGCUUUUUAGUAUACAGUUAUGCCUGAAAAUGGGAAUUAUGCUACAGCCUGAAAUGCCUGAAUUCGUGGCAGCUUUUCUACAAAAUUGCAAUGUAAGUUGCAAUGUUUUAAGCGUAUUUUUUGCGAUGAGACAGUGGCAAUUGGUAAAAAGAUGCAUUUUUUUCAGCUUUUAGAACACGUUUAAACAUUUUAAUUGACACUAUUUAUUCCUAUACUAAUUCUUUAACACACUCCAACCCAUUUACACAAAAGCUCGAAUACAACGGUGGGAAAUUAGCACCAGCCAGAUACUGGUUUAACAUGAAGUAGUUGGUAGAUUCAAGGCACAAAAUGAUAUUAAAUGGGAGACAUUAGAAUCACACAUGCCUGGAUGUUCAAACCAUAAACAAGGAAGUGAAUUCAGUGACGUAUGUGCAUUACAUUUGCACUGGGGACUGCUAUGAUUGGUGGAACUCAUGGGAGAUGGGCCAAAAUUGCACAGACAUUGUGGUGACUGGACAAAAUUGCAAGGUCGUGCAGAAUUAGCAGAGAUUGGUUAAAUUUGCGUGAAUUGGUGCGAUCGCAACAUCGCAAAAUUCCUGGAGGGACUGUUUAAAGUACCCUCAUAGUCUUUUGUAUUUCUUGUCGUGUUUCAUUUGUAUCUAGCUGCUGUGGGGUUUGAAUUUACCCGAUGAUGGUUCUAUAAAUUUUAUCUUAUUG
This is a messenger RNA of Amphiprion ocellaris (clown anemonefish), 7681 nucleotides long. Its product is annotated as fibulin-1-like. Gene Ontology annotation, molecular function: peptidase activator activity; calcium ion binding. The coding region runs from base 446 to 2497 and encodes 683 amino acids. The transcript has 15 exons. Gene Ontology annotation, biological process: extracellular matrix organization. The record is from RefSeq and is a predicted model, not a curated record. Lineage: Eukaryota; Metazoa; Chordata; Actinopteri; Pomacentridae. Gene Ontology annotation, cellular component: extracellular region.